AUGGAUACUCUAAGGUUUUAUUUUGUAACCUGGAAUGUCGCAACUAGGUCUCCAGGUCAAGAUCUUAAUUCACUUUUGGACUUUCCAUCUCAAUAUAAUAAACACAAGCCAUUGCCCGACUUUUAUGUAAUUGGAUUGCAAGAAGUCAAAUCGCAACCACAAAACAUGGUUAUGGAUAGUCUUUUUACAGACCAAUGGACAGCAAUGUUUAAUAAAAUUCUAUGUAGGCAAGGUUUCGUUAUAGCUAAGAGUAUUCGAUUGCAAGGGUUGCUGCUACUUGUAUACGCUCAAAUGAAACAUGUGACACACCUUCGUGAUAUAGAGGCGCAGUAUACUAGAACUGGACUUGGCGGGUUAUGGGGAAACAAGGGAGCUGUAAGUGUGAGAUUCAAUGUUUAUGGCUGCUCAUUUUGUCUUGUUAACUGCCAUUUAACAGCUCAUGAACACUUGCUGGCAGAUAGGAUAGGGGACUAUAACACUAUUAUCAAAGACCACACAUAUCACCUUAAGGAGACAUCCAAUAUUUUGUUCCAUGACUACGUAUUUUGGUUAGGUGAUCUUAACUUCCGUACUGAUCAUCCAGCUGGUAGCAGUCCAUCAUCGGAGGAGAUUGUUGCCAUGUUACAGAAAGUCGAGAAAGAUAAAUACACAUCUAUACUUAAACAUGAUCAGCUGUUAGCUGUGAUGGAUAGUGGAGAAGCAUUCUCAGAGUUCUCCGAACCCGAGAUACAAUUCCCACCAACAUAUAAGUUCCAGAUGAGCACUGACGAUUAUGAUAUAAAGAGAAAACCGUCAUGGACGGACAGAAUAUUAUACAAGGUGAUUGCUAAUAAUUACGAAAACAUUACUCUGAGAGCGGACACCAUAUCUUACAAUCACAUCCCACAUUACAUGGUCAGUGACCACAAACCUGUAGUCGGACAAUUCAACGUAAAGGUACGCCAAAAGUUCCCUCGCACGGUGUUAGCCCAAGAGCCGGAGAUAAAAAUAUCGAGGGCAUCUGUGCGCAUGCGUUCUGCCUUAGUCAUGCCUAUGGGCGCAGCUUUAUCAGACACAUCGCCUGAAACGGAUGUACCCGUUGAGGGAAACACUUGCGAUGAAACUAACCACGAGGGAGAGUUCGAAGUGAUUCCCAGCGCGUCGCUGACAUCCGAUGACGUGGUCGACUCUGUGGAAAUCGAUGAGACGUUUUCAAAUUACACCGAGAAAAUGGUUGAGUUUGCGCCUACAUCUCGCAUCUGGUACAUCGGUGAUGCUGACUUUAGGACGCAGUGCACCUUCUCCCACGACGUCGAAAUUAACCCAGGUGAUUGGAUCGGAAUAUUUGAUGCGGAUUUCAAUAACCUUGACGACUACAUAACAUACGAGUACUUGGGCAAAGUCAGUGUGCCCCAAGCCCCAACAGCGGCCGGUCAACCUCGCACCAUAACUUUGAGCUUUCCAGUCGGCAGUGGGGUGCGAACGCCAGGGUUCUACCGUUUCAUAUACUUCAGUCAGCCGAAUUCGGACGUUAAGAGUAUUUUAGGUAUAUCCGAACCGUUCGAAGUAAGCAGCAAGGAGGAUAAGCUAAUAACCAUAGAUCCCUGCUCAGAAGCAUCAUGCAGCACAUCCCCCAGUAGGCCCAAACCGAUGUCUGCGAAUACGGACGUGUUUACUGACUUCACUGGGCUGGACGUUGCCAAGUUGUCCCGCCAUUUCUCUAACGAUCUCAGCUUUGACUGA
Molecule: messenger RNA, 1722 nt
Organism: Leptosia nina
Lineage: Eukaryota; Metazoa; Arthropoda; Insecta; Lepidoptera; Pieridae
Source: the annotation of a GenBank genome assembly